AUGGCAGAUGGGGGUAUUGUCGUGCCGUUAGUGGGCGCCUUACAGGCCUGCGUCUCCGUUCUGCUGACCAUGAGCUACGGAGUCGCAGCGCAAAGGUUACGAUUGAUUCAAGAGUCCUCGAUCAAUGAUAUGGCCGGAUUGGGAGUCAAGCUGUUUCUCCCAGCUUUAAUCAUUAUCAAUCUAGGCGAACAGCUACAAUUAGGAAACGCGCUGAACUACAUCCCCGUUCUCAUUUGGUCCAUUCUUUACACGUGUGCCUCGGUCGGCCUGGCAUAUUUUGUCUCUAAGGGAUUGAAGCUUCCGCCUUGGGUGACGCCUGCCUGCGCAUUUAACAACACGACCUCUCUGCCGCUCCUCUUGCUGCAAUCGCUGGAAAGCGUGGGGAGUCUGAAACCGAUUAUUAAAGACGGCGAUACCGAGUCUAAAGCCAUCUCUCGUGCCCAGAGUUACUUUCUUCUCUGCGCUGUAGUCAGUAAAACGAUCGGUUACGCCGUUGGUCCCAAGCUACUUCAGGAUGGCAACGAGUCCACCAAUACAGAGGAUCAAGAAGCGGACGGCACAGAUCCUGAAACCCAAAAUGGCACCACUGAGCACGGCCAGGUCGACGAGGAGACAUCCCUUCUUCCACAGCGGGCUAUCCGGCACGGAGCCCAACGCAUUUCAUCUAUGUUACCCAAGCGUAUCCGACAGAGGCUCAUGGCCCCGUUUGAGUCCCCAUUUGCCGAUGUGGCGAUCGGAUGCACUAUUAUCGGUGUGAUCUUGGGUCUUGUGCCGCAGCUACAUAAAGCGUUCUUCAAUAAAUACGAGGACGGCGGGAUUUUCAACGCUUGGCUGACGUCGAGUGUCAAGAACAUUGGCAAGUUGUUCACGACGCUCCAGAUCUUUGUGGUGGGGUGUAAGCUGGGUGUCAGCUUUGAGAAGAUGAAAACUAGUGGUGAUUCGGGGCGAAUGCCUUUGAAGGCGAUUGGGACAAUCUUUCUCGUUCGUUUGGUGAUAUGGCCUGCACUCAGCAUCUCUAUUGUUUAUGGCUUGGCUAAGAAGACCAAUAUUGUGUUAACUGAUCCUAUUCUCUGGUUUAGUUUGAUGCUCAUGCCGGCUGGACCUCCGGCGUUGGUCAUAUCCGGGCUGGCCGAGUUGGCUCGGAUUUCAGAGCUGGAGAAGAUGGCUAUUGCCAAAUCGUUAACUGCAAUGUACGUGUUGUCGCCAUUUAUAUGCUUCAGCAUCACCGGCGCUCUGAAAGCGUCUCAAGCGGCACUGGAGCAGAGGAACUCUACAUGA
This is a messenger RNA of Aspergillus oryzae RIB40, 1278 nucleotides long. Its product is annotated as Auxin Efflux Carrier superfamily. The record is from RefSeq and is a predicted model, not a curated record. Gene Ontology annotation, biological process: transmembrane transport. Gene Ontology annotation, cellular component: endoplasmic reticulum; membrane. NCBI's taxonomy places the organism in Eukaryota, Fungi, Ascomycota, Eurotiomycetes, Eurotiales, Aspergillaceae. The coding region runs from base 1 to 1278 and encodes 425 amino acids. The transcript is spliced from 5 exons.